Colletotrichum destructivum is the source of this 6045-nucleotide messenger RNA. RefSeq names its product Putative Zinc finger, RING-type, pleckstrin domain, von Willebrand factor, type A. The record is from RefSeq and is a predicted model, not a curated record. The transcript has 6 exons. NCBI's taxonomy places the organism in Eukaryota, Fungi, Ascomycota, Sordariomycetes, Glomerellales, Glomerellaceae. Bases 1989 to 5402 code for a protein of 1137 amino acids.
CCUGCCCCUGGUAACCACUGAGACGGAUAUCUGGGUUUUUGUUUCUGCAGCCGUAGUUCGAGGACUACGGGCUUUCAGGCUCCUCCGUCUGCAGCUCAGCUUCGACUCUGGUGGCGGCUCCACGACGGCUUGUUCUCGAGAGUCUGUUCUCCCCAGCGCAAAACCACCAGCCGAACGUUCCUUUCAAGAGCCCGCGCCCUCGUCCUGCACGGCACAGGCGAAGCAAAGCAGCCGGCGCCUUCACGCGGUCUGAGCUGGCUUCUCUGGUCCCUUGGUCCCCUAUUUUGGGCAUCGGCUGCAUGUCUUCCCACUCCGCAUCCCUCGCGCCAUCUUCUGGGCUGAGUUGAACAAACAAACAUUGUCCGAUUCGCAGCAGCCACGGCGUGGGCUUGGCCGUUCAAACUUCUAGAAGAGCACGUACCAACACACCCACACCCACACACAUACACAAACCACAAACCACAACAACCUCGUCUCUCCCUAACACCCUCCCUCGCCCACCUCAACCAGGGGGGCUUUUCAAUUCAAACUCGCUGGGGAUAAGGAGUCAGAACCUAAUAGAGAGAAAAGAGCGAGUAGUGGCCCGGCCGAAGCAACCUGGGCCGAGCUGCUAGUCCACAGAACCCUGCUCUCGCUCCUUAUGGUACACAACCCUGACCUUACUACGGAGUACGUAUAUCACGGACGGACCUUGUACCUGGGAAAAGACCAUCUCCCUCGCGCAGUAUCCUCACAAUCCUACCUAGGUUCUCACUCACUUGCCCACAGGACCCAACGGUAGUGCAAACCAGGGCUUGCAUCUGCAAGUCGACCCACGCUAGGUACCGUUCCUACAUUGCAUGCACGCCUCCUCCUCUUCCCCUUCAACGUCCGUCCCUCACUUCCUCCCCCCGUCACCCCGUCCACGUCUCACACUCUCUCGACCGACUGCGACAACGACUGGUGCGAACUGCGUAUAUACUUGACCCAUUCCUCGUUUCCUGCCCUCCUUGCCCUACACAGUUUACCGUGCUGGCGGGCGCUCCCGACAAGACGAACCCAACAACUCGUCUUCCUUUGUCGACCUGAGACCUAGAGACGGAGCCCAUCUUUCCCAAUCGAGGCCUUGGAUUCCCAACGGCGCCGGUCAAAUCGACACCAACGACGAAACAAAAGCUACUUGCUUCACCUGCGUCUCAUUACCUAAGAGUGGCCCAGAUCCCAAUCGGCUGGAUACCUUGCUUCGACCGAGACAAGACACGACGCCAUCGGAAGAAAGACAGAAAAAGAAAAAAAGAGGACGAAGAACGAGCAAGGCAAAAAGUUUAAAAAAAAAAAAAGAGGAAAAAGGAGAGACACGCCAUUCCUCCUGUCAUCCCCAAACCAUACUGGGACCUGACGAAACCUUGAACUUGCGACGACAGGCGAACCCGCCGCAAACCACAGCUGCACCACCACACCAACGCAUCAACUCAAUUGCUGCUAAACUCCCGUCACUUGAACUCUUUUUUUCUCCUUCCUUCCUCCUUCGGCUGUACUCUCGAUUGCGGGAUUCCCGCCUCGCGUCACGACCACCACGGCCAUCACCACUUUCGACGACACCCUGCAAUCAUGCAUGUUCAGUCUGCUUUGCAUCCAACCCAGCAUUGUUGAUACGACCAUUUGAAACACCCUGCCUGGCUUCCCAGGUCCUUGUGUGACAACCCACCGCCACAGCCACCUAGCUGGGACCGACCUCUCUUGCUACAGACCCUGUUAGCAUUACCGGUCGCACGGGUGGACCCUAGAUCCUCAUCGCCUAUACCGUCUUUGUUCUGUUCUGAUAUCGCCCUUCCCAUUUCCGAGAUAUACUUCCCGCCCAGCCCUCUUUCUCUCACUCACGACCCCUAGAGGCGCUCCACGAUUCGCGCACUCCGAAUCGAACGAGCCGCCGACCACACCCGCCUUUUCCACGGCAUAACAGCCAAACAUUGCCUGACCGUGCAGCGCUCGACUUCGGCAAUCUUCUAAUGUUUAGUCGGUCCCGGAAGGGCUCGAAAGGGUUCGGCUUUGGAUCUUCGAGCUCCAAAGACUCCCAGGUCAACCACCUUGUCGAUCUUGGUCUUGUGAACCCCAAGGCCGUUCAAGAACCCUACCGCCCCGGUACUGCGGCCACUGCGAGGACGAACAACACUUGGACGGAUGCGCCGUCUUUCCCCGAAAAGAACGUCUCAAUAGCCCGCGGUACUGGUGGUCAGCGCUCCAGCUCGUCAGUACGAUCCGGGGGCAGCACCCAUCGCAGAGGCGACAGCUACUCGUCCAACAACAUGGCGUCCGGCGCCGGCCGCAACCGGAGGGAGCGCACCUUUGUGGGAAGCGAAUGCGCCGUCUGCGAGGAGCCACUGGAACACACGUUGCAGGGCGAGCGCAUACUGCAAUUCUCCUGCUCCCACGUCUCGCACGAGGCCUGCUUCUACGAGUUCAUCCGCGAGUUCGAAGCGCAGUACUGCCCAUCGUGCGAUGCGCCGCUGCAUCUCGACACUAGCCGAGGCGGCAAUGUCUUGGAUAUCGAGAAGAUCAGCAGCCUCGUCAAGUCUAGCCAUUCCACCGACAACAGAUCGCACCACACGCCCACGCCCACUGCUACGCCAUGGGAAAACCCGACGCCGCGGCCGACGAGCAUCGAGUCGAACCAGAGGAACAUGCCCAGCACACACACGCGCGACAGCACGGCCCGGAGCACCGGGCGCGACAGGGACAGCAGUCAGCCGCCGACGUCGGAGCGGUACGGUCCGUCGAGGCAUGCUCGCAGCGACAGCGAGGCCACCGGCGUCGCGUCGUCUGGCGGAUACCCCGAGACGACGCAGAGCGGCCCGCCGCGCAGACAUGACUACGACGUGCAGGCGAUGGAAACCACGCCGGGGAGCCCGCGUGGCAUUACGAGAAACCCGAUCCCAGCGCCGACCGUGACGGUUCGGUCCGAGUUCCCCACCAUCAACAGGUCUCGCCAGCAGCAGACCCUGACCUGCCUCAUCACCGUGGAAGUGCCCGACAACAAGUGGCGGCCCGACCCCGAAGACCUCGGGUCGGCUCCGCCCGGCCCGCCCUCUGUCAACGCCAGAAUCGACGAUGCGUUUGCGAGACCGCCAUCGCCGGCCCGGAGCGCGCCGCGGUUCUACCCCUACGAGUCGCGCGAGGUGCUGGAGGAAAUGACGGAGAACCUCAGGAACAGGGUCGACAACUGGCAUGGGCUCGACUUUAGCAGAUUCGGCAAGCUGCGGCUGUAUGGCACGCUACGCGUCGGCAAGGACAAGCAAUCUUGGCAGGAGCUGGAGUGCUUUCUGUUCGCCGAAAUGCUCAUCUGCGUGAAGGAGAAAAGAGUGCCGCUCGCUGGCCAGUGGGACGAGAACGGCAUGCCCAAGAAGGUCACCCGCUGCACGCUGAAGGGAUCGAUUCUCAUCAAGAAGCACCUCAACGAGGUCUCGGAAACGGGCAACAUCGAUGAGAACGUCCUCACGCUGAACCUCUCCGUCGCGGAGCUGCCGCAGUUCCACCUGCGGUUCGAGAACCGGAACCAACUCAAGCUUUGGCACCAAGCCCUGCUCGACUUGAACGCCGUCGAGACGUCCCCCAUGCGCAGCCCGGAAUACGACCGGGGCGAGUUCUCGGAGACGGACGAGGACGACUGGCAACGGGGGUCGCGACAACAGCGAGUGUCGUCGGUUGCUUCGUCGUGGGGUGGCCCCAGGUCCGUCACCACGGCGCCCACCGAGUACACCAACUUCCAGAGGAGCCCGACCAUGCCGGCCUCGAUCCACGUGCCGAUCGACGUCGUCGUCGUCGUGCCCAUCUCCUCCUCGAUGCAAGGCGUCAAGAUCAACCUCGUCCGCGACGCGCUCAAGUUCAUGGUCAACACCCUGGGCGAGAGGGACAGGAUGGGGCUCGUCACUUUCGGGUCCGGCGGCGGCGGCGUGCCCAUUGUCGGCAUGACCACCAAGGCCUGGCCCGGCUGGGGCAACGUGCUGUCCUCGAUCAAGCCGGUCGGCCAGAAGAGCCACCGCGCCGACGUGGUCGAGGGCGCCAACGUCGCCAUGGACUUGCUCAUGCAGCGCAAGUACAACAACCCGAUCGCCACCAUCAUGCUCAUCAGCGACGCCUCGACCUCGGAUGCCGACAGCGUCGACUUUGUCGUGUCCCGGGCCGAGGCGGCCAAGAUCACCAUCCACUCGUUCGGUCUCGGCAUGACGCACAAGCCGGACACGAUGAUUGAGCUGUCGACCCGCACCAAGGCAUCCUACACCUACGUCAAGGACUGGAUGAUGCUGCGCGAGUGCCUCGCCGGCUGCCUCGGCUCCAUGCAGACGCUCUCCCACCAAAACGUCAAGCUCAAGCUGAAGCUGCCGGAAGGAUCGCCGGCCAAGUUUCACAAGAUCAGCGGCGCCCUGCAGAUCACCAAGCGGGCGACCGGCCGCGACGCCGAGGCUUCGCUGGGCGACCUCCGGUUCGGCGACAAGCGCGAUGUCUUGGUGCAGCUCGUCAUCGUGCCGGACAACACGUCGCAGGAACAGCUGCCGCAAGACCCCUGGGACAACAUCGUGUCGGGCCUGGAGGCGCUCGGCGGAGCCGGCGACGGCGACGACCAGCGGGUCACGUCCGUGGAGGAAGUUCCCCUGAUCCAGGCGGACCUCACGUGGGGGGACAUCCUGCGGGACGGCACGCUUUCCCAUCUGCCCCGCCCGUCCCUGCUUGCCAUCACCAUGCUUCCAAACUUGGCGAAACAGAAGAACUCGUGGGCCAACUCGCCCCCGAUCCCGCCUCACCCGAACAUCGUCCAGCGGCGCAUGGAGCUGCUGACGUCGGACAUGCUCACCCGCGCCCUGACCCUCGUCUCGCGCGGGCAGCACGACCGAGCCCACACCCUGCUCAACGAGACCCGAUCUAUCCUGAAGGGGCUCGGAAAGGGCGGCCUCCCCCCUAUUCCCCCACCAACGGCGCCGCCAAACAGAUCUCUUCCGUCUACCCCGCACCCGGGCAACGACGGCUCGCCGUCCAUCACCCCCGACCGGAAGCAGACGCCAUCCCCCACUCAGUCGGCCAACUCGUCCGCCGUCAACGGGUACCCGGCCGCCGGGAUUGGGCGCAGCCGGUCCAACGACGGCCUCGGCCUGGGCGCCGGCAUUGACGCCAACACCGUCGCUGCCCUCGACGCCGAGCUUGAGAGCAGCCUCGAGUGGAUUGGCCACCCCGCCGUUUUUGGCCGCGACAGCCGCAAGGCGGUUCUUCAAGCCAUCGGAGUCAUCAGCUCCCAGCGCGCCUUCACCUUCCGCACGCCCAUCGAGUCUCUUUGGGCUGGGCGUGUCGUGGGGGUGAAGAAGCUCACCAGCAAGAGCCGCGAAUGGCGCGAAGAUGGCGGCGGCGAGGGCGGCAUCAUGGAGGAGGCCUGAUCGAGCACGCCCCCACCACCACGCCAUGCGCACCCAUACAUAUGCAUCACGGCUGGCUUCAUUUUCAACACUCGGAACGUCUGGGCGACCAAGCGGCGGCGCAUUGAUUCCUUGGGGAAAAUCGCGUUCUUCUUACUGUUGCUACUCGGCACGGCUCGGCUUUGCCAACCAUCAUACCCCUGAUCUACAGCUGAUAUUUUCAGUAAUUUUUUUUCCAUCUGUCGUUUUUGUCAUUACCGAUAUAGCUGCGCUCUCGCUCACGUCUUUACCGCGCCGCAGCAUGCUUUGCCGGGAAGAUACCACAUCUGUUUUGCUUUCUGAUUCCUUUCUUACCCACAUGCUCGACUGCAAGCUCAGGUCUUACGAGACGUUUGCUGUAUCGUUGCAUGUCAUGAAGUUGUCUUGGGGGUGCGAUGCUACAGAAGACCCUUGUCAUAUUUUGUGUAAUUUCGCUUCUUAUUAUCAUGUCAAUGAUGUCCGGAGAAUGGGAAGGGGUCGGAAACCGGGGCCAUUUACUCGAUGACGAAGGCGAGAGGAGGUGGCUGCAAAUAGCCUGCUUCUUGUACAUGUUUUCGAAAUGAAAGACGCCGACGUGCGGACGUGGAGAAGAUUAAGAACAAUACCACUUGCCGUUGACAUGCUA